UUUUUCUCUUUUUCAAUAGGGUGCCCUGAUAUCUAUCGUUUCACCAACAGUUCCGGGAAUUUACAAAGUCCUAAGCCACACGGUUCUUUACUAUAUCCAGACAAUACUAGUUGCAACUGGACGAUAACAAUUCCAGGCUCCCAUGUGCACGUUCAACUUUCAUUUAAAACCUUUCACUUGGAGAACUGUAUUGACUGCAAAUGUGACUAUGUAGAGGUUUUUGAUUACACUGGACCAAAACAAACCUCUCUUGGAAAGUUUUGCGGUAGCGUUUUGCCGGGGCCUUUCUUUUCAAGCCAGCAGACGCUGUCGAUCGUCUUUAAAUCCGAUCAUGGCAACAGCUUUACAGGAUUCACAGCUUCCUUCUCUUCAGUUCUCCCAGGAGCAGGUAGUAAUUCUCAAUUAGUUUAUGACGCCUGAUGAUUUUCUGGUGCGUUUGUGUUCAAGAGAGUGGUGUUGUCGCCAGCUCGCGGUUCUUGAGUAUUCACUAGACAGAUUUCAGUUUACUUUCAAUUCAACUUUUAUUCACGCGUCGAUAUCAGCUCGGUCCCUUCUCUCUUCUACAUGGAUUUGAGGCACUUCAAUAGAUAGAUCGACUCGCUAAAAGGAAAAACCAAGUAUCCUAUGAAAAAUUCGCUCCAAAGAAAAAAAGAUCUCGAAAAACACCUACUUACACUAACGUGAAAUUGUUUCUCCUUUUCCAGUUCUAUUCACAAAUCUUCAGUUCUUCUCGACUGCAAGAGAAAACUGAAUUUUAAAAUCACCCGCUCGCUUGUCAAUCCUAUCCUAAGGAAAUCCAGGGGAUGCGUUGUCAUGGGCAACCGAUUUAAUUCAUAAUAUUUCGCCCCCUAUGAACCCUCAGCUAAACGAGGGUUCAUAAAUUCAACAAAAGAGAAUCAGAACAUUCGUUCAGGUUCGUACAAUGUUCUUCAAAGUUCAUCUCCUAUUCAUCGUUAACUGCUUCUAAUAAGCACAACUUGGUCACUGGUCGUUUCAGUGUUGCUCCCUUCACCCUCACUUUCUCAGUCCUCACGAAUACAUCCGCUCCAGGAAACACAAUCUCAACUCGUACAAAGGCCUAUUAAUAAUAAAUAAAUAAUAAUUUAUGAACUUAUUGUGCGCAGUUUAACAUGAGAAUGAUCAGCUGCCCAUUACAACUGUGUUACUUUACAAGAAACAAACAAAAGAUAAUGCAUUUUAAAAAAAUAACAAUAAAAAGAAUAUAUUUGCAUGCAAGUAAAAACUGAAAAUAAAAUUGCUCACCAAUAUAAAGUUCUAAAAAGAUAAGUCUUAAUAUGCGCCCUAAAACUGUUCAUAUUAGUCAUCGCACGAAGUUCUCUUCAAAAGGGAGUUCCAGAGCGUUGGCGCUGCUACCAUAAGAGCUCUAUCACCUAACGUAUUCGAUCGAACAGCUGGCAUAGAAAGUAAAAUACUACCUGAAGAUCUAAGGUUAUAUAAGGACGAUUUAAAUUUUAGUAAAUCGCGUAAGAUAUUUAGGAGCAAGGCCGUGAAUUGCCCUGAACGUAAUAAGCAGUAUCUUAAAUUGUAUCGUGGCUUUAACAGGAAGCCAAUGCAGACCACGAAGAAGAGGUGAGAUGUGGCAAAACCUAGGGGCAUUAGAUGAUGCUAGAUGAUGGCUCCUAUUUUCCUAUUAAGAGACGUUCCAGUAAGCCGGGCUCAAGCUACUUAACAGGAAAAUCUAGGCAAGCCUAUUGUGCCUAUUGCAGUAGAGAAACGCUCAUUAGUAAACCUAUACCGAAUUAGUAUGCAGGAAGACAGUUAUUAGAUGGAGGAACGCAUUUUUACCUAGCUAGCGAGGCACUGACUAGGCACUUAAUUAGUAUGGACAAACGCAUUUUUCCCUAGGUCAAAACAGUGGAUGAUGUCAUAGACUAUCCCUAAACUAUCCUUACCUAUCCACCAAAGAGGGGUAAAAUGACCCUCUAUGACUACUCUUGCUUGAACACGUAAUCUGGCUCAAUCUGGAAAAAAGUAUUGUUUAAAUAAGCUAACAAUGCACGCACAAUACGUUACUAAAUGUUACUGAUGUUUUAUAACUCAAACUUAUGUUGAGUCUUUUUUUUUUUUAAUUUUUCACUUGAAAAUUUUAUUGUAGCUGUGUGAAACCUCUCCCAGUGAUUUGUUUUUUUUAAAUUAUUAUGAUGAUAAUGGUAAUGAUUACGAUGAUGGUUAUUAUUAUUAUAAUGAUGAUGAUGAUGCUGAUUGUGAUGAUGAUGAUUAUGAUAGCCACUUAAGGUUCUAAGGUUUCCUACCAUUUGCAAUGAGUGCCAAAGACUAAAUCUCCUAUCUCUUAAUUUUUCUUCAGUUUGCAGAAAUUUUACUCAAAUUAAUUCCAGAGUCGGGGAUAUACACAGCCCAGAGUUCUCGUCUCGUAAUUAUUCUAACAAUAUGGACUGUAUUUGGCAAAUUACUACUCCUCCCAACACUCGUAUAGCACUGGAAAUUGCUCCAAUGUCUAUUCAAAGUUGUGAUGCUUGCAGAUGCGACUUUCUUGAAGUAAGGGAUGGGAACGACUCAAGCGAUCAUUUACUGACUAGAUUAUGUGGAACUAAUAUGAAGCCAUCUGUCAUUCUGUAUUCAAGUGGAAGAUAUCUUUGGGUCAGAUUCAGAUCGGAUGGUAAAAUUACGAGCUUUGGCUUCUUAGCGAUGUUCAAGUCUUCUGCAAUAAAAGGUAAGAUGUUUGUAAUGUUUACAAUCGGUUAAAGAAAGGAUCUUUAAAUUAAACUGCACUUACCGAAUUCAAUAAGAGGAGGAGUGUUCAAACCAUUACUGUGUACUUUAGAUAAUCACUUGUGAUUUCGUUUCAAAAAGUUAUAUUUUUUCUUCUGUUAACAGAAAGUUCAUACAAAGAUAAGUUACUCACCAAAUUUCGGCUUCCAAAUAGCUUUCAAAUCGAACGAAAUCCUCGUCUAAAGAACGUCGAAAAUCGUACGUGGCAGCCGUUAUUUUGGAGGAUAUUUUUCUGAGAGACAUUCUUUGAAAGUAGCCCAUUUCUUCCUAAAGGAGGCUAAGUUAUUUUUGUCGAAAGCAAUCUGUUUUUCAAUUUCCAUGGGGCGUAUAACUGAGUGCACAUUCGCAGCUCAGGAAGGGUAUUUCGUAGUUUGCAAAUAUAUAGAUAUAUAUAUAGUGUCUAGCGAUAAGGAGAAAGUGGUGUAGGAGUAGACUGGAUAUAUUGUCAAUUAAGCCGAGGCAAAUAGCCGGCGAGAAGGGAGUGAUAUUUGCCAGAUCAAGAUUUUCAGACAUCCAUUGCGAAAUAUUAUUCCAAAAAGUCUGAGUUGACCUACAGUCCCAAAAAAGAUGCGCAAGGGUAGCUGGGGAAUCAGCACAAAAAAGAAAAGAGGAUGUUUUACUUUCAUUUUUGCCUAUCUUAAGAAGGAAGUCGUUUGUAGCUAUUCUUCUAUGCAGAAAUUAAACUGAAAUAAUCUUAGUUUUCUCCGUAGCACGAAGAAAUGGCAGUUGAUAGGUGUUUUUCCAGUUCACUUGUUCAUGUGAAAAAAUAUCCUCUUGAGACAGCCACUUUCCCUGGGCAGGCUUUUCACUCGCGAGGAAGUCUUUCUUUUAACAAUGAUCUGAUAAGUUUGUUAUGCAAACUUUCUCGGAAGAGAAGGGGUUUAUCAUUGUUUUUUUCCAAGGGAGUGAGGUUUUGAUUGGAGGAACAUUUUUUCCUCAAGUGUUUAACUGGAGCAGAAACUACUUUACAGUACUCUAGAUAAUUCGUCUAUAUAUUGUAUUUGGUAAUGACAGUAGUGUAGCUUAGGAAAUUAUUGAUUUGAACUGUCAAGCAAAUCCUUUAAAACAUUUUCACUCCUGCAUGAAACUGUCACUUAUAAAAGAAGUGUCUGUUAUCAAUUCAUGUGAGGGAGUUAAGCCAAAACUGGGAGGAAAGGAAAUUUAAGUUGUCUUCGCUAUAAUUUAAUCAACAAAGGAUUCCACUUCCCCUGAUUAUUGUCACCUAGAUAGCCUUUUAGCCAUUUAAUUUGUAAGGUUCAUUAGAGCUCUGAAGGUCUAUCAUUUUUAGCCCUCCUUUUAAAUUCCUCUUAAUUUUAUCACUUUUGCUGUCUCAGAGGAAAUCAUAUAAUAGAGAAUUAAUGGCUCCUUGAUUACACCUUGAGGUGUUGGUAAAGAUGACAGAAGGUAAACAAUUUUUGAUACAACAAGAGAUUUUGGUAUUGCAAAUUUACCAAGAAGAAGUCAGUUUUCUAACUGAGCAACUGCUCAGGAUUUUUUUCAUUUAUUCAAUUUUGUCACGCAAAUUGAUGUUGCGGAGGGCGUAGACUUUGAUCUUCACUCAAGUGAUCCUUUUAUUCGAAGGAACAGGAAAAUCUCCAUCUCUGCAUGAACCCAUCCGGGGAGCCUCUGUUUUCUCAUAGUUGAUUUUCAAUCCAGAAGAGAUUGCGAAAGUGUCAAGUAAAUAAAGGGUUCUGGAAAAGGGGGACUCACAUCCUUCUAGAAUGAUUGUUGUAUCAUCGGCAUAUUGUGAGAGUUUGCACUCAACGUUGGCUAUAUUAAUGCCACGAAUGUUUUCAUCCUUCCUAACGGUAUUGCCCAAGGCCUCUGCGCAUAGAAUGAGGAGUUACGGGGAGAGCGGGCACCCCUGUCUCACUCCGACGCGAUUCAAAGAAAAAAACUCAGAGGACCAAGUAUUGUUUUGGAUACAACUGCUUAUAUUUGUGGACAGUUUUGGAGGAUAGUUACCGCAACAUGGCAAAACAGUUGUGACCUCAAAGAGCUCAACAUGAAGUUUGGUAGAAAGAUUACACGAGGCUUCCUGAUAAUUUCUUUUGUUUCAGUUUUUUGUUUUGCUUUUUUCUGCUUGUUUUUCCCUUUUCCAUGCACUCUAAUUUGCGUUCUUGAGUUAAGUAUUGUUGCCAAUGGACCAUUUUCGAAAUAUUGAGAUUCAUAUUUGGCUCCGAGGCGUUGGGGAAAAAACAAGAGAAAUGUAUUAUUCAUUGCUGAGCCUCAAGAUGAUUUCUUUUGUUUUAUUCCCCCAAGCGACGCAGCCAAGUUUGAAUUUUAAUAUAUCGGAAUUGGUCUCUUUUAGUUUAGAGAUUUUUAAGUCUCGUCGCUGAUUAGCCGGAAAGAAUGAGGGUUUUAGGAACCUAUUAACUGGCUCGAUAUUCCAAUCUGGCACUCGACCAUAAACCUAACCGUCACUUUAUUUUUUUAAAAAAUAUCUUAUACACAAAGCAAAUAAAUUGCAUUAGUUGGCCACAACAACACGUCUACAACAUAUGGCUUUUCAUCUUACUUGCGAUUGUCUUUAGGAGACUGACAAUUAACCAAGGUGAUACCUGACACAUUUAUAAGGGAGUGGCAACAGUUGUUGGUGAUACUUUUCUGUCAAAGCUUUAUAAAAGUCUUGUAAUAUUAAUUAAUCUUAUCUAGUUAAUUUUCUCCACGAUUUUAAUCGCUAUUUUUUUAAACUAAUUAAGCCAUUUGCUAAACCUGGUAGAAAGCGUUCACUCUCGUUUAAAUUCAGGUUCGCGGGACCCAGUACGCCCACCCUGGGUAAUGCCGGGUUUUAUGUACUCAUUAUGUUUGCUAGUUUCGUCAUUUUAUGACUUCUGUUUACCUGGUUUUCUCUUUGCUGUUAUAUUUUCCUGUUCUAUCUAAUAUUGAAUGAUUAUUUACAUUUGGUAACCAAAGUACCUUUGGUCCCAAUGUUGCCUGUGUCUUGCUUGAUUUCUUUUUGGUGCUUUUUAAAACUGCUGGCUAAGCCCACAUAUACGCUUUCAUUGAUUAUUGACAAACAUAAGGAAACUUUCUCCUUACUUUUGCAGGUGAUUCUUGUCCGGCGGUUCGGAAGUAUCCGUUAAAAUGUCCAGGCAAGAUUAACGUAAGUCCCAACAAAUCACCCAGUGUGUGUUGCUAUCACAAUGGUCCUAACUGUUGUCACUCAGGCGGAAAACGGUGCACAGAUCGAGGCUCAGGUAUAAGAGACUACUGUCCUCGCCCGAAUGACAAUAAACAAUUAAAAUACUGUUGCGUGACUAGCGAGGGAAAGCCGUCUUGUUGUGUGUCAUCGGCAGUUUGCCCAAAAAUUAGGUAA
Messenger RNA from Porites evermanni, 6070 nucleotides. The record is from the annotation of a GenBank genome assembly. Lineage: Eukaryota; Metazoa; Cnidaria; Anthozoa; Scleractinia; Poritidae.